This is a messenger RNA of Leguminivora glycinivorella, 4887 nucleotides long. RefSeq names its product transient receptor potential protein-like (gene trp). Gene Ontology annotation, molecular function: inositol 1,4,5 trisphosphate binding; protein binding; store-operated calcium channel activity. Lineage: Eukaryota; Metazoa; Arthropoda; Insecta; Lepidoptera; Tortricidae. Gene Ontology annotation, biological process: calcium ion transmembrane transport; regulation of cytosolic calcium ion concentration; manganese ion transport. The record is from RefSeq and is a predicted model, not a curated record. Gene Ontology annotation, cellular component: membrane; cation channel complex.
AUGAGGCGACGGAGAAAAGAACAUAAGGUGCGCGUGCGAUUCAACGUCAACUCUUUGGCGAAAAUGAACAAAGGUUCAAGAGAAGAGCUGCUAGGCAGCUCACAGGAGGCGCUCCGGAACAGCCAGCAUGACCUGCGGCAUGUUUUAGAGAGGCCUCUUACUAGAGAAGAGAAGACUUACCUACUGCACGCGGACCGGGGAGACUAUGCCACUGUUAAGAAACUCAUCGACCAAUACACCGGCAGUCCAGAGCUCUUCGAUAUCAACUGCGUGGACCCCCUCAACCGAUCAGCACUCAUAGCAGCAAUCGAGAAUGAAAACAUCGAAUUAAUAAAACUGCUUCUAAACUCUGGGAUCAAAGUCAAGGACGCGCUUCUACACGCUAUCAAAGAGGAGUACGUGGAAGCGGUGGCUUUGCUGCAGUGGGAGGAGGAGCAUCACGUUCCCGGCGAACCUUACAGCUGGGAGUCCAUGGAAUCUUCAGCAGCCACCUUCACUCCUGACAUCACGCCCCUCAUCCUGGCCGCCCAUCGAAACCACUACGAGAUCCUGAAGAUUCUGCUGGACAGGGGAGCCACGCUGCCGGUACCUCACGACGUCAAAUGCGGCUGCGACGAGUGUGUCAAAUCUUCUCAAGAGGAUUCCCUCAGACACUCCCAGGCUCGCAUAAAUGCCUACCGGGCGCUGACCUCUCCAUCCCUCAUAGCCUUGUCUUCUGCAGACCCGCUGCUGACUGCCUUCCAGCUUUCUUGGGAGCUGAACAGGCUUAGUCGGAUGGAGACGGAGUUUAGAGUAGAAUAUAAGGCCUUAAAACAGCAGUGCCAAGAGUUCGCCACCUCCCUUCUGGACCACACGAGAACUUCCAACGAACUGGAAAUCAUGCUGAACUAUAACCCCUGGGAUAUCGACUGUUGGGAACCGGGGGAAAGACAGACCCUGGGAAGACUCAAGCUGGCUAUCAAGUAUAAGCAGAAAAUGUUCGUCGCUCAUCCAAACGUCCAGCAAUUAUUAGGGGCGAUCUGGUACGAAGGGCUGCCGGGAUUCAAGCGGAAAAACAUCGUCGGCCAAUGUGUACAGGUCGCGAAAUUAGGUGCCAUGUUUCCCAUAUAUUGCACAAUAUACAUGCUAGCGCCGAACUCCGAAUACGGACAAUUCAUGAAGAAACCGUUUGUCAAGUUCAUCUGCCAUAGUUCCUCCUACAUGUUAUUUCUAAUGCUCCUGUCCCUCGCGUCCCAACGGGCCGAGUUCCUAGUGCUGGAGUGGUCCGGCAUCAGCUGGCUGCAGGAGCUGGUGGAGUACUGGAAGGAGCACGAGCGAGGCUCGCUGCCCGGCCUCAUAGAGUUCACUGUCAUUAUUUAUAUAGCUAGUUUAAUAUGGGCAGAGUUAAGAUCACUCUGGACAGGUGGCAUUUUGGAGUACAUCAGCGAUUUAUGGAACAUAGUGGACUUCAUCACGAACAUGUUCUAUAUCGCGUGGAUCAGUUUACGGGUCUCCUCGUGGUACAUUGUUCAGAGGGACUACAAAAACGGCCUAGACCCUUGGUACCCCCGAGAGCGCUGGGAUUCUUUCGACCCCAUGCUACUCUCCGAAGGUGCCUUCGCUGCCGGAAUGAUAUUCUCCUACCUCAAACUAGUCCACAUAUUCUCCAUCAACCCUCACCUGGGACCACUCCAAGUGUCCCUGGGGAGAAUGAUCCUGGAUAUCAUCAAGUUCUUUUUCGUUUAUAUGCUGGUGCUGUUCGCUUUUGGAUGCGGUCUAAACCAACUGAUGUGGUACUACGCUGAACUAGAGAAAAACAAAUGCUACCACACUCCCAACGGAGUAGCGGACUUCGAUAACCAGGAGCGGGCCUGCACUAUUUGGAGAAGAUACGCUAAUCUAUUUGAAACCUCCCAGUCCCUCUUCUGGGCGUCCUUCGGUCUCGUGGACUUGACCACCUUCGAGCUAACGGGCAUCAAGAGCUUCACCCGCUUCUGGGCGCUGUUGACCUUCGGCUCGUACUCCGUCAUCAACAUCAUCGUGCUGCUCAACAUGCUUAUUGCCAUGAUGUCCAACUCUUACCAGAUCAUCUCCGAACGAUCAGACGUAGAAUGGAAGUUCGCACGCAGCAACCUCUGGAUGUCUUACUUCGAGGACGGCGAUACGGUCCCCCCUCCCUUUAACAUCAUCCCCACUCCGAAACACUUCUCCGGCUGGAUCAAAAACUGCUGUGAUAAUAAAAACAUGGGGUCCAUUAUCAAUAAAUCCCGUGAGAAAGCUCGCCAGCAACAUGAGUCCGUCAUGCGCGUGCUCGUUCGUCGCUACGUCACGGCGGAGCAGCGCGCACGCGACGAGACCGGCGUCACUGAGGAUGACGUCAUGGAGAUCCGGCAAGACAUCUCUACUCUACGAUAUGAGCUGAUCGAUAUUCUUCACAAUAAUGGCAUGAAGACGCCGAGGGUUACCAUGCAGGACGCCACCGUUGCGGGCAAGAAAGGGAAGGUGAUGGAAAGAAGAAUCCUUAAAGACUUCCAGAUCGGUAUAGUGGAGGGGAUUAUCAAGGAUGUCCUCUCAGCUAAGGAUAGCAAGCCUAAAGAUGUCUUUAGUCAGAUCGCUAAAGCCAUUGGGAAGAGAGGCAGUACUGAUAGCAAGAAACGCGACUGGAACGCCCUAGUCCGCACCAACACGGGUAAGCGGGAUCCUAUCGGUACCACCGAAGAGGCCAUGACUCGGCGCAGCCGUCAAUCGCUGCGCGCGCAUAUCCUCGACAACGUACAGGCCAGGACUAUGGAUCCGGAGAAACUGUUGGAAUACAACCCGAAGCUGUCAGGUGUGACACCAACAACUCGUGUGGCGUACGCCAAGUUCAUGAGAAACAAGAUCAAGGCAGACUUCACCGCGAGGAACGAAGGCCGAGCCUCCGAGACAGAUGACGCUUUGGUAGACGAAGUGUUCGAGUCGCCAAAAAAAGAUCCGGUGCGGCGAAGUGCGCGAUCAUUCCGAAGCAGUCCGAUUCCAGAAAUUUCGGAUGAUGAAGGAUUAAAAGACAACGAAAUGAAAGUAGCAGCUGACAUUGAGACCGAAACCAAAGAAUCAGAAGGCGGCUCUGAACAAACCAGACCCCUCGUAUCUUCCUCUCAAGAGCCUUCUGAACCUUGCACUCCAGACUUCGACCCAGUCACCAACAAGCGAAUGCCUUCCCCAGCCCAGCUCGAAACCAAGAAAGACUACGUCAUACAAAUAGACGAGCCAGAAUCACCUUCUAAAGGCCUCUUUAUCACUAAAGAAGAAGAUAAUGUUCUAGAAAAACCUAUAACACCAACGCCGAGCGCUCAAGAGCAAAUCCUAUCCGCCGCGACCCUCGAAAGUCAGCAAGGAACAUCUAGAUUAACACCGCAAGGUGACCCACAGGUCAGCACGAUCUCUGAGACUUCCAAGGAAAAAUCUAAGUCUUCCUUAACAAGUCCAAGGUCUUCCAGAGUCAGUCCUUCGCAAACACCGUCACCUUCACCAUCGAUGAUGAAAACUGACAAAGGAAAAUCGAAAAUCACUGGCAAAAUAGUGUCCGGUUGGCUUUAGUUCUUAGGUUAUGACUAGUGACGUAUUAGUGAGAAAUGCCUUGACAUAUAGCAAUAAUUAGAUGUAAGCGUAGGGAUAUUGUGUGAAAUGCACUUGAAUCGAAUUUAAAUAUUGUGCAAGUUAUCUGCUUAGAAAUUAGCGGUGAUUCCAAAUAAAUGUAUAACAUUUUACAUGAAACAUAUAAAAUCGACAAUUUUACAGUUAUAGUUGCCCUACCUAAGGGUUUGUUUCGGCUGAGCUGGUGACUAUGUGGUACGUGAUAUCUUCCUGAAUUUAAAGAAUGAUUAUAAUUCAAGUAAAGUAAUUCCAUGUACUAAUACCGACAAUAUCAAGUAAACAUAUCUUUUAAUGGAAAAACUUCUAAAAAAAACUUUUAAUUUAUAGUCGAGUUGGGAUAUAAUACGCUCCCAAUAUUAGAAAGAAGUAAAUAAAACACUACAGAUCCAGAAAGAUCCAGCCCCGUGAGUUCGUCUUACCCAAGGCAGUAUGUUUUCUACUUUUAAUUUUAUUCUACGCUUAAAAAGGUGAUUGUGAUAAGCAAAAGACGUGGUGUUCAAAAGGCAAAUGUCACUAUUAUAAAACAGUGGCACCUAUAAUAGUUGUUUAAGUACUUACUUACACCAAUUUAAUAUGUGGAUCAAAAACUUUAGUAUCAGUUGUGGUUUACGGAUUUUGUCCUAAAAAUGUACUGAAGUCACCUUUUGAAAUCUGGGGAUCGAUUUUUGAAUUUCAAACGCACGAAUUCGCCGUUCGAAAGUCUGUGGAAAACGUAGUGCUAUUUUUGAAAAAGGACGGCUAGUAAUUUUAAAACUAGUGGUAAUGACCACUUGUUUUCGAUUCUGUUAGUAGAAUUUAAAUCGCUAGUAGUGGAGAUAUUAUUGAACGAAUUUCACGAAAUCGAAUGGCCGAGAUUCAAAAAUCGGCCCCCUGUACAGAAAGAUGUGGUUUUUUGACUUUCGUAUCUUAUUUAUGUUCCUAAAAUGCAUCAAAUAAUAUUUUAAAUGUAAUUUAAAUUAAACACAGUCCUAUACUAUUCUAUCUUUGUAAUAUCCUACACAGCUUACCUAUUUAUAGUGUAUCAAGAAAAAGAGCUUCUGUUUGAUUGUGACAAAUUUUCUAAAUACAUAAUUAUAUACCUAAUGUAGAUGUAUUUAUACAAAGAUAUGUUUGCGGUACACAUGAUACUCAUUUUGUAAUUUCGACUGUACAAUAAACCUUUACUAGCCACAAAGCUAAAAAAAAAUAUAUUUUCCCUCACUAGCUCGGAAACACGUGUUUUGUCCUUUAAUACCAGUGGGUAAAAACGCAUUUUAUCCACUAGUGGGUAAA